GCUUUUGUGUGCUGGCUGGGUGCGCAGGGUAGCGCCUCACGCCGCAAGAUUCGCCUCAGCUCCUGGCCCCGGCUGGGAGGGCCUGCAACUUUCACUUUCUCAGGCCACCCGACCUGCCACCUGGGACCAGACUACAGUUCCCACCACGCAGCGAGGCGGGAGGAAGAAGGGGAGCUGAGGGCUGCACGGGAAGCCAGGCGCCAAAGCAGACAUUACCUGCUUGUGAGGGGGGAGGCAGGUGAGCCACAGGUGCCCACGGCAGGUCUGUUUUAGGUGACCAAGCUAUGCAGUUCCCCAGCUCUGCCAGAGCUGCGGAUGAGGACGUGGACUACCUGUUCAAGGUCAUCCUCAUUGGGGACUCCAAUGUGGGGAAGACCUGCGUGGUGCAGCACUUCCGGUCCGGGGUCUACACUGAGACGCAGCACAACACUAUUGGCGUGGACUUCACCGUGCGGUCCCUUGACAUCGACGGCAAGAGAGUGAAGAUGCAGGUGUGGGACACAGCGGGCCAGGAGCGAUUCCGAACCAUCACACAGAGCUACUACCGAAGUGCACACGCAGCCAUCAUUGCUUAUGACCUCACACAGAGGUCCACCUUCGAGUCAGUCCCGAAUUGGAUCCAUGAGGUAGAGAAAUACGGAGCAGCGAACCUGGUCAUCAUGCUGAUCGGAAACAAAUCAGACCUGUGGCAGAAGCGGCACGUGCUGUUCGAGGACGCCUGCACACUGGCUGAGAAGUAUGGGCUCCUCGCCGUCCUGGAGACAUCCGCCAAGGAGUCCAGGAACAUCGAUGAGGCCUUCAUGCUGAUGGCCAAGGAGCUGAUGGCCCGCAACAGCCUGCAGCUGUAUGGCGAGGGUGCCACACACAGCCUCGCCCCCGAGUCCAGCCCAGUGCUCCUGGCCCAGGCGCCUGGCAAGAAGCCUGGCUGCACCUGCUGAGCGAUCGGCCAGGCCUGUAGGGAACCAGCAGUCGUGGCGUCCCUGGGGUGGCACUGCGGGUCCUGGAGCAGCUCUGCCUCACCUCCCUAAGGCUCUGGCCUGAGAGGGCAGCCAGAGGUCCUGGAUUCCCACCGCAGAUGCCAAGGGAAAGGGAGACCACCAGUUUCCUCAAGCCUUAGUGAACCAGGGUUGCAGGCCCAGGGGAGAGGGUGUGGUUUAUCCUGCCCCUUUCCCUUUUCUGUCUCUCCCACACUCCGAGUGCUUUUCUUUUUGUUUGAGACAGGGUCUCACUGUGUAGUUUAGGCUGGCCUUGAACUCAUGGCAAGCUUCCCACCUCAGCCUCAUGAGUGCUGAGAUUACAGGUAUGCACCACCACAUCAGUUCCAAUUGCUUUUGACUGGGUUUUGCUUCUGCACUUGAGGAAGAGGAUAGUGAAGGGAAGAAGGGAGGAGGACUAUAGAGGGGAGAGGAUGUUCAGAACAUUCUGGAACAGUUUGACAAUGAGCAGAUGUGGGGGGAACCUUCCAGGGAAACCCAUAAUGCUGUCAGCAGUUUGGUACUGACAUUCACACUCAGGACUUCACUUUUUCAAGACUUUUUGACCUAAAUCCCAGGGACACCCUCUUGUCAGAGGAACUGCCUGAGGGGGGUGGAUCCCACUGCAUCCUACGUGGGCUGAUUUAAUCACCCAGUUUGGUAGGAGAGAUACUCGCAAUUUCUUUCGAAGACAUUGAAUUAUCUGCUAGAUCAGAAGUGAGUUUUGAUGGAAAUUAAACUGGCUCAGAGAGGACCAUCCAACCAGGAUUGUACUAUCUCUUCAGGAAGACGUGCCCAGGAGGUAGGAGACAAACUGGGCGAGGGGGGGGGGGGGGGGGGGGGCUGUCAAUCACAGAGACCCAGGAAGCAUGCACAGAAGACACCAAGCCCUGUAACUGGGACCAAUCAGAAAGCACUAUCUUCAAUUCUGGUAUCAGAUCAAGCAGGUUUUUGGUAGGACAGCCUAGAUCUGUUGUCAGCCUGAGGAAUGGAGACAAAAGGUUGUGGCCAUUAACCUGAUGGCCACUGUGCUGUCUCUUUCAGCACCCACUCUCUCCCUGCAGAGUGCACUUCUUUUCCUACCUUUAAUAAAUAUUAAAACUUGC
This is a messenger RNA of Heterocephalus glaber (naked mole-rat), 2080 nucleotides long. RefSeq names its product RAB19, member RAS oncogene family (gene Rab19). The record is from RefSeq and is a predicted model, not a curated record. Gene Ontology annotation, molecular function: GTP binding; GTPase activity. NCBI's taxonomy places the organism in Eukaryota, Metazoa, Chordata, Mammalia, Rodentia, Bathyergidae.